AUGGGAGCGCUGCCGUGGAAAGGGUUAAGAGAUGCGCAGGAGGUGAGACUGAGUGCCGCAGAGUACAUCAAGCGAAAACUGCCACUUAUCUUGCGAGCGUUUAACGAAGCAGAAAGCUUUGUGAAAAGUGAGCUCGGCGAUCUGUCGUCGCAGUCGCUCCAUACUUUGCUGCUUUAUAUUAGAUCACAAAAGAGUGAAAAUUUAGAAGCGUUGAAGCAGUCCUUUCGGAAAUCGCUGCGUCGAGCGUUUCUCGUUACCAAAGCGCCCAUAGCUUUUCUACCUCUGUUGCGACCCUCUCGUGACCUGAUCAUAUGUGACGCUUUGUCAGAUAAUGAAACAGUUAUGGAUUCUGCGAAAAAGGCGACUAUUCCAUUAGCGCAGCAGAUUCGUGAAAUCGGAUACGGAUUCUGCGUCGAUGCUGAAGCAUGUCGGCGAACUCUGACAUCGCUAGGCAUCGCCGAGAUCACUCCUAGUGCGUUGGCACAAGUGUUAUGUAUGAUGUUACGAACGAACGGCUUCACGUUGGAAGGAACUUCGAUGGCUGAGGUGAGCGAAUUUUAA
Molecule: messenger RNA, 561 nt
Organism: Soboliphyme baturini
Lineage: Eukaryota; Metazoa; Nematoda; Enoplea; Dioctophymatida; Soboliphymatidae
Source: the annotation of a GenBank genome assembly